This is a messenger RNA of Xenia sp. Carnegie-2017, 575 nucleotides long. RefSeq names its product TNF receptor-associated factor 3-like. Bases 2 to 307 code for a protein of 101 amino acids. Lineage: Eukaryota; Metazoa; Cnidaria; Anthozoa; Malacalcyonacea; Xeniidae. The transcript is spliced from 2 exons. Gene Ontology annotation, molecular function: protein binding. The record is from RefSeq and is a predicted model, not a curated record.
UAUGAAUGGUGAUAGUCGGGGAAAUGGAACUCAUUUAUCUUUGUUCUUUGUUAUCAUGAAAGGUGAUUACGAUGCUCUACAAACAUGGUCAUUUCAAAAGAAGAUCACAAUGAUGUUAAUGGCUCAAGGAAAUGGUGAUCACAUGAUUGGUGCUUUUCAUUCUGAUCCUCGAAGUUCCUUAUUUCAGGGACCAGAGUCUGAUUUGAAUCCAUUUGGAUUGCCAGUUCUAAUUUCGUCGAUAGAGAGUUUAAGCAAUCUUCCGUUCAUUAAAGAGGAUACAAUGUUUAUUAAGUUAAUAGUUGAAUGAACAAAAAUUCUAAAUACACUCGCUCCUGCUUCUCUACCUUAGACACUGAAAAUAUCUCAAUUCUCUAUCAAUCUUAAAUUAGCUUUAUACUUAGGCAAACGCAACCCGACCUAAACAUGUUGCAAACAACUCUCCUAGCUCUUUCACAUAAUUUUCAGUUCUCUAUACAAAACUCUAUUUGUUGUAAAGCACUCAAUAGUGUUUAUAUAAGUUUUUUCUUGUUUCCUUCUGGUCAGCAUAUCCACAGUAAAGGAAUAUACAACAGUAG